GCGGCGCUGGGGGCCGGGAGCCGGCAGUCUCGGGCUGGCGCGCUCCCCCGGCGAUCGCGCAGAUGGCGCUGGCGGCCCUGGCCAAGAAAGUGUGGAGCGCGCGGCGGCUGCUGGUGCUGCUGGUGACGCCGCUCGCGCUGCUGCCGGUGGUCUUCGCCCUCCCGUCCAAGGAAGGCCGCUGCCUGUUUGUCAUCCUGCUCAUGGCGGUGUACUGGUGCACGGAGGCCCUGCCCCUCUCGGUGACGGCCCUGCUGCCCAUCAUCCUCUUCCCCUUUUUGGGCAUCCUGCCAUCCAGCAAAGUCUGCCCCCAGUACUUCCUGGACACCAACUUCCUCUUCCUCAGUGGUCUGAUCAUGGCCAGCGCCAUAGAGGAAUGGAACCUACACCGGAGAAUCGCCCUCAAGGUCCUGAUGCUCGUUGGGGUCCAGCCGGCCUGGCUCAUCCUGGGGAUGAUGGUGACCACCUCCUUCCUGUCCAUGUGGCUGAGCAACACCGCCUCCACGGCCAUGAUGCUGCCCAUCGCCAGCGCCAUCCUGAAGAGCCUCUUUGGCCAGAAGGAGGCUCGGAAGGACCUCAGCUCGGAGACUGAAGAGAACGCAGCUGCAGCACAGACAAAUGGCCUGCACACCGUGCCCACGGAGAUGCAAUUUCUUGCCAGCCCCGAAGACAAAGACUGCCCUGAGGAGGUGGAGGCUCCAUUCUCCAAGAAGGAAGAGGAAUAUCGCCGAAACAUCUGGAAGGGCUUCCUCAUCUCCAUCCCCUACUCAGCCAGCAUCGGGGGCACUGCCACCCUCACAGGCACGCCCCCCAACCUCAUCCUGCUCGGCCAGCUCAAGAGGGGGUGGAGGAAGAAGAAAUCUGACAUCAGAGCUGAUGCAGAAGAGAGGGCUCGAGCGGUGAUUCGGGAGGAAUUCCAGAACCUGGGACCCAUCAAGUUCCUUUCUGAUGCUGUCACCGGUGUAGCCAUUGUCACCAUCUUGUUCUUCUUCCCGUCCCAAAGGCCCUCUCUCAAGUGGUGGUUUGACUUUAAAGCUCCAAACACAGAGACAAAACCCCUGCUGACAUGGAAGAAAGCCCAGGACACGGUGCCCUGGAACAUUAUCCUUCUCCUGGGAGGGGGCUUCGCCAUGGCCAAGGGCUGUGAGAUAAAUCAGCGCACCCCGUUGUCCCUGAUGACCCUGCAGUGUGGCUCUGGAAUGUCACUAACCCUGAGAAUGUUCUCUCCAUGUCUCCCUUGGUCUGGUUCCAUCUGUCUCUCUGUCUGUCUGUCUAUUUCUGCGUAUCGCAUCCCUCUCUUCCGUGUAUUUGUAUUUCGGGCUGCAUUUUUCUUCCUGUGUCUCCUAACCUGUCCUCUCGUGUGUGUCUAUUGCCCGUUCUCACUCGGCAACCUCUAUCCAUGUGUCUUUGCCUCUCUUGCUGUCUCUACCUCUGUCUUCCAUGCUGCUCUCCUCCCAACUGUCUCCAUCUCUUGCUGUGGUGUCUCGAUAAUUCUCUAUGUCUCAUCUGCCCCGUCCUGGGCCCAGGCCAUCCGCCUGAGAGUGCACCCCCUGUAUCUGAUGAUUCCCGGCACAGUGGGCUGCUCCUACGCCUUCAUGCUCCCAGUCUCUACGCCCCCCAACUCAAUUGCCUUCGCCUCUGGACACUUGCUGGUCAAAGACAUGGUGCGGGCGGGCUUCCUGAUGAACCUGAUGGGCGUCCUUCUGCUCAACUUGGCCAUCAAUACUUGGGCACAGGCCAUCUUCCAGCUGGGCACUUUCCCAGACUGGGCCCUCAACCACUCAGGCAGCGUCACGACACUGUCGCCCACUUUGGCCAACAACACAUUUCGGACCCUCUGAGUGCUCUUUGGAGACUGUCUUCGGGCUGGACUCUCUCUGAAGGCUUUUGCCGUCACCUGCUGCUAGGAUCCUACAGGAUGGGCGAGCACUUCUUCUCUGCAAUCAGCGUGCAGCAAACAAGGGUGACCUCUAGUGGUCCAUUGGGGUCAACAGGUGCAUCAUCUAGGACAUCUCCUCUCUCAUGCCGUCAGGGCCCAGAUAUUUCCCAGAUCUGCUGCCUGAGAAAGCAGCUUUUUUAUCUCUGAGCUGGCAUAUGGUUAGGAUGCAAGAGAGAGCCUGAUUUUAGCAACAAUAAGCAAAUCUAGAACGGCAUCUGUCUUGAACCAUUGGGAUGGGAAGCCAUCCAUCCCCGUGGGCACAACUAACAUUCCCCGCUGACUGCUUUAGGUUACACUCUGGAGAGACCAUCUUGCCUCUAGGAGAGAGGCUGCAGUGUUCCAGUCCCGUUACUUCCAGCUGUUCACAGCGAGGGCGUGUUCCGCUUGGUUGGUGCCCAUUCUACGUCAGUUGUUUGAAGAUUACCCCCACUGAUACCCAGCAGCCAGACUUACUUUCAAUCCCUGGAGACACGGAGGGACAGAUGACUCCCUGAGGACAUGGAGACUGGGCAAAGCUUCCUUGCUGCUUCUCUGGGCUCCCAAGCACAUCAAGGGAGUUCUAGAAACCCCCACUGACAUCUCUACCCAUGCUUUUUAGGGUUUUCCUGUUUAAUCGGAUUCAGUUUGGCCAUAAUUCUGCAGUCAUGCCCAGCCUGGGCCCUGUCCUCUCGCAGGUGUCCCAUGGCCCCUCCAGCCAGGACCCUCCCUCCCGCAUGUGGCCCACAGGGGACUUUGUGGCUGCCAGCUACUUCUUGUUUUAGUAGCUGGUCUUUACCCACCCCAUCCCCCUGCAACUCCACCCUAAGUGGUAAGCGUGUUUGAUUAGCAAAGUCCCCAUUUUUUUAGGGGCGAGACAAAAAUCAAAAGAUAACCUGUGAAAGGCUGGAGUGAAAUGUCCCAGGCAGGCAAUGUGUGCUAAUCCUUUUCUACAGAUGGGGAGAAGAGGCUUCCCCUGAGCCACUGGCUGGUGGCGGCGUCUCCCGGGGGGGGUUAAUCGCUCCUGGUUUCAUCUGGGCACCCACAGUGUUGGCCCCAGUGGGUGCUCAGGAAGUGUCUGUGGAAGGAGUGGCACAGUGGUAGCAUGGCACCAGAAAAGGUGUCACCCGAGGGGCCCGGAAGCCUCGCAUCUGCCCGUCCUGCGCCUCUGAGGGAUGUGUUUCCCCGGCAGCAUGCGUUGGGAAGGCGGUCCCUAGAGGCUGAACUCGUCCUCAGGACAGCACGGAUGAGUCAUGGAUGUUUCCCUGGAAGCAGGGGGGAGGAGGGAGGAGCUGGAGGAUGAGCCCCACCUCCUUCCCAUGAGUAGCACCUCAGCAGUUAGUCACGAUUACAGCCCGUGGGGGUGGCAGGAAGCACACUCCUGUGGGAUGGGGAGGAGAGAAGUUCAUUCACAGAGAAAUCCAUGGGACUUGUCACCAGAUGAAUCAUGAUUUCACAUACUUCUGAUUGAAAAUGCUAUACAAUAAAGAAUGGUAAUCAACACUG
This is a messenger RNA of Hipposideros armiger (great roundleaf bat), 3418 nucleotides long. RefSeq names its product solute carrier family 13 member 3 (gene SLC13A3). Gene Ontology annotation, cellular component: plasma membrane. The coding region runs from base 63 to 1838 and encodes 591 amino acids. The transcript is spliced from 10 exons. Gene Ontology annotation, molecular function: succinate transmembrane transporter activity; citrate transmembrane transporter activity; sodium:dicarboxylate symporter activity. The record is from RefSeq and is a predicted model, not a curated record. Gene Ontology annotation, biological process: succinate transmembrane transport; citrate transport. Lineage: Eukaryota; Metazoa; Chordata; Mammalia; Chiroptera; Hipposideridae.